Molecule: messenger RNA, 1395 nt
Organism: Aspergillus terreus NIH2624
Lineage: Eukaryota; Fungi; Ascomycota; Eurotiomycetes; Eurotiales; Aspergillaceae
Product: dienelactone hydrolase
Exons: 3
Coding region: 1-1395 (464 amino acids)
Biological process (GO): polyketide metabolic process
Source: RefSeq, a predicted model, not a curated record
AUGGAUCGUCUCCGCCAGGCGCUCCAUCGUCGCCGCAGCAGCUCCUCCAGCGCAACGCCGCUCCAGCCUCCCAAAUCCCCAUCGCUGGCCACGGCCGAUCGCCGCAAGAAGGACGACUCCGACUCGGCCGUGCGCCGGCUCUACAUCACCUCCGACACUCCCAGCUUCGACCCCCUCCUCCUGCGCCGUUUCGAGGCCGAGGGCUUCGAAGUCGAGUACCUCCCGUUCCCCGGAGGAAACGAGGACCCCGAGCGAGACCGCAAGGACCUGGAGAAGAUCAUCCACGAGCGCGAAGAUGACCUCGAGCCGGGCGAGCGAUACGCCAUUCUGGCAUACAACAAACCCGCGCACCUCAUCCUCGCCUCACACCACCAAUCCACAACUGCAACCAACCCCUUCCCCCGUCUCAGCGCCCUCGUCACCUUCUACCCGCACUCCACCAACAGCAUUGACUCCCCCUGCUCCUGCGAGAUCCCGCCCUCCAUGACCUCCUCCUCCACCGCCUCCGACUACACCUCGCUCUCGCUGCUCCCCAUCCAGAUCCACCUGCCUGGCCACCAACCCCCCUCCCUCUGGGAUGCCUACUCCGCCCACCCCAGCAAGAAGCGCCACCGCUGCCACCUCUUCUUCUACCCGGAGUCCGCCCCGGGCUUCGCCGAGCCCUCCGCCGCCGCCUACGACCGCAUCAGCGCUCGUCUCGCCCUCAGCCGCUCCCUCGACUGUCUCAAGCGCGGCUUCGGCUGGCCCGGCGGGAACUGGUCCAUCCCCGCGGUCGAGACCCUGUGGGAGGGGUACUGGCGGAAUCUGAUUGGCGACCACCCGGAUGAUGUAGCCGAUGCGGCGGACGACCGCGCCGCCGACGCGGUGCAGAUGAUGGUCGGCAGCGGCGGGGGGUGGUCGCUCGCCGGCGCAGAGGACCAGGAUCGCACGGCGGGCUUGCACGAGACGCCGUCGGUGAACUGCGUUCCCACCAUGAUGGGCGGAACAACCCCCCGCGACAUCGCCGCCUUCUAUACAACCCAGUUCUUCCCCGCCGGCCCGCCCUCGCAGUCUCUGCGUCUGCUCUCGCGCACCCUCGGCACAGACCGCAUCGUCGACGAGCUCCUCCUCGUCUUCACGCAUUCCGAGGAAAUCCCCUGGCUGCUGCCCGGCGUGCCGCCGACGGGCAAAGAAGUGCGCGUCACGCUCGUCAUGAUGGCCAGCUUUGUCGCCGGCAAGCUCGCCCGCCACAACAUCUACUGGGACCAGGCGAGCGUGCUGGUGCAGAUUGGUCUGCUGGACCCGCAGCUCGUGCCGGCCGGGUUUGUGGCGACGGGGCCGAACCGCGCGGGCAGCCAGGAGGUGCAGCGCUUGCCGGUUGUGGGAGCUGAGGGGGUCGAGAGGGCGUUGGGGUGA